AUUCCAUGAACUCGAAACAAAUCUGAGUUCGAGCACGAAGAAACGCAAAGCGAUGGCGACGAGAGAGAGAGGGAUAGAGAUCGCGAGUUGCUGAUUCCCGUGUCGGCCCUCCCCGACAAUGGCGGCUCCAAGUCCUCGUCUCCGUCGUCCUCGCUGGCUGUCGUGGCGCCCUCCCAUCAUCACUCCGGCCGAGAGGCAAUUUCCAAAGUUGUCCAGAGCUGGGCUUCCAAAAAGUUUAUGACGGGAUGUGUCAUUCUUCUUCCGAUGGCCAUUACAUUUUAUGUCACGUGGGGUUUCGUUCAUUUCGUGGAUGGGUUCUUCUCUCCAAUCUAUAACCAUCUAGGGAUUAACAUCUUUGGUCUUGGAUUUGUCACCUCCAUCACUUUCAUUUUCUUGGUUGGGAUUUUCAUGUCUUCAUGGUUAGGAACCUCUGUCCUCACCCUUGGUGAAUGGUUCAUUAAGAAAAUGCCGCUCGUGAGCUAUAUUUAUUCUGCGUCAAAGCAAAUUAGUGCAGCAAUAUCACCAGAUCAAAGCACCAACGCAUUCAAAGAAGUGGCUAUAAUAAGGCAUCCACGUAUUGGCGAAUAUGCAUUUGGUUUUAUUACGUCUUCCGUUAUUCUCCAAAGAAACGUCGGUGAAGAAGAAUUGACCUGUGUUUAUGUGCCUUCUAACCACCUCUACAUGGGGGACAUCUUUCUGAUAAGUUCAAAUGAUAUCAUAAGGCCUAACUUAUCUGUUCGGGAAGGGAUCGAAAUUGUCAUCUCUGGAGGCAUGUCGAUACCUCAGAUAUUGACGACGGUGGAUGCACAGGUCACUCCGGCAGCAAGAAUCGGCAAUUUGGCGGCAUUGAAAGUAUGAAGCAGGUUUCUAUCUAUAGCGUCGAUUUGGCCAGAAUAAGCACUGCACUGGUUCUCGUUUGGGUCGCCUUAUUGUAAAUAUGCAUCCAUUUCCCAUUUCCUGGCCGGAUGAAUUUAACAAACUUCUGCAGAGACUACGAUUCAGCUUUAACUGGCAACAACCUUACCACAGGGUAGAUCUUUAGGUUCUAGCUGUCAGUUUGUGAUGAUGACUGACCGGGCGAGAACAAGAAUCCUGCAAGUGAAGAAAACUAACUGGCUAAGACCAUUUUUACUCGAAUAGCAGCACAUUGUGCUUGUUGCCUAUUGUAAAAAGUUCGUUUUGUCCUGAAAA
Molecule: messenger RNA, 1191 nt
Organism: Syzygium oleosum
Lineage: Eukaryota; Viridiplantae; Streptophyta; Magnoliopsida; Myrtales; Myrtaceae
Product: protein LIKE COV 3-like
Exons: 6
Coding region: 238-858 (206 amino acids)
Cellular component (GO): Golgi apparatus
Source: RefSeq, a predicted model, not a curated record